Molecule: messenger RNA, 1340 nt
Organism: Myotis brandtii (Brandt's bat)
Lineage: Eukaryota; Metazoa; Chordata; Mammalia; Chiroptera; Vespertilionidae
Gene: SELENOP
Product: selenoprotein P, plasma, 1
Exons: 5
Biological process (GO): selenium compound metabolic process
Cellular component (GO): extracellular region
Molecular function (GO): selenium binding
Source: RefSeq, a predicted model, not a curated record
AGGUGCUGGGAGGUAAACAACAGGACUAUAAAUAUCAGAGGUUCUGGCGGGCCCCGGCGGAGCGGCUGCUGAGCAAAGAGGAAGAUCAGCCUCGAAGGGGCUGUCUGUGACAAGCCCAGCAAUGUGGAGAAGCCUGGGGAUCACCCUGGCUCUCUGUCUCCUCCCCUGGGGAGGCACGGAGAGCCAGGGGCAAAGCCCCUUCUGUAAGCCACCUCCAGCCUGGAGCAUCGGGGAGCAGGACCCAAUGCUGAGCUCCUCUGGCUCCGUGGUCCUGGUCGCCCUUCUGCAAGCCAGCUGAUCCUUCUGCCUCAGGCAGGCCUCUAGUUUGGAAGACCUGCGAGUAAAGCUGGAGAAAGAAGGUUUUUCUAACAUCUCCUAUGUUGUUGUUAAUCAUCAAGGACUCCCUUCUCGAUUAAGAUAUAAUCUUCUCAAAAAUGAGGUUUCAGAACAUAUUCCUGUUUAUCAACAAGAAGAAAACCAAACAGAUGUCUGGACUCUCUUAAAUGGAAACAAAGAUGACUUCCUCAUAUAUGACAGGUGUGGCCGCCUUGUGUAUCACCUUGGCCUGCCUUUCUCCAUCCUAGAGUUCCCGUACGUGGAGCAGGCCAUUAAGAUUGCUUACUGUGAAGAGAAAUGUGGAAACUGCUCUCUCACGACACUAGAAGAUGAAGACUUCUGUAAGAAUGUGUCUUUGGCUACUGUGAGAAAAACCACCGAGGCUCCGGAGCCACAACACCAUCACCAUCAUCAUCACCAUCACAAGCAUGGGCAUCAGCACAUUCCCAUCGCCCAGCUCCCGGAGGACCAGCAGCCAGCGGCACCAAACGCGUCUGAGCGCGUCCCUUUUCCAGGUCUUCACCACCACCUUAAGCUCGAGAGCCCCCAAACACAGGGUCACCCCGUGCGUUGAGAUGAGCCAGGAAGUGAAAGUUUACCACUCUCUUCUCCACAGAAGAAACUCUGAGGAAAGAGGUGUAUCAAUCAGUUACUCUGAAAGCUGCCCAGAGAGUCAGAGUCAGCCGCUAGCAGCUGAUGCUGACACUGUCGCCAUCUGGUAUUUGAGCACACAGGGUCCGCAAUCACCUGACAGUGUAGAGAAGCCCUCCCCUCUUUAUGCAGCUGAUUGGGGCUUUGGGCCGAGGAGAACGUCAUUGAGUCUUGACAGUGACGCUUGCCUCCCGCUGCCUGACAGGCAGGUCAUCUCGAGCCCACGGAAGCCAGCACCACCUGAAGCUGAAAAACUGAGGCAGAAAUGUGACAGUGACCUUCAAACUAAAUAUCUAAACUAGAAUAUACUCCCAAGUCAGUCUAGACACAAUUUCAGUUAGCAUAUUUAUAAA